Varanus komodoensis (Komodo dragon) is the source of this 6531-nucleotide messenger RNA. RefSeq names its product aspartoacylase (gene ASPA). The transcript has 11 exons. Bases 4971 to 5948 code for a protein of 325 amino acids. NCBI's taxonomy places the organism in Eukaryota, Metazoa, Chordata, Lepidosauria, Squamata, Varanidae. Gene Ontology annotation, molecular function: hydrolase activity, acting on carbon-nitrogen (but not peptide) bonds, in linear amides; hydrolase activity, acting on ester bonds. The record is from RefSeq and is a predicted model, not a curated record.
CUGGCUGGGGUUUGCUAAUUCACUUUUUUAAAUGGUGGUUUGGUUUCGGUUUUGGGGACACACUGCUCAGGUAAGGGGGCUUAGGAUGCUCGCGGGCUCCUUCUCCCUUGCCCUGGCGACGGAGCCCAGCACGGGGAAGGAAAAAGCCGCCGUCGGAGAGCUGUUGGUUGCGGAGGGCGGGGACUGUGCUGGCACAACUUUUGCCUUAAAGACAGCGAAACCGCAUCCACCCCCAAGCCGUUGGCAGCCGGCUCUCCUGGCCUUGGUGUCCUUUGCGCCAGCCCGUUCCUUGGCAGCACCACCAUGCGCUGCCGGAUGUGGGGUUGGUACCUGCUCCGGCCAGACAGGUGGGGGUGAGGCGGCAUAGCGAGCUGCGCCCACGUCCCGCUUCCUGCUUUACGGAGGAACGGCGGUGCAUUCCCGGCGCUGCCGGCGAAAGGGUGGGGGAGGCUUUGGGCAAGGCGUCCUAAGCGGCUCCCCUCCCUCUGUGCAUCCACCUUCCUGCGGCCCCAUCACCAGCUUCUCUUGCCCACAGCCACCUCCUCACUGUCACGGAAGCGUGCAGGCUUAUCGGGCAGGCAAACCCCAUGGCUCCUCCUGCCCCUGCUCCUCGCCCCCUCUGUGGGGCGGCCACACACAAGGAGGUGUGGUGGCAGAAAGGAGGAGCCGCUGCGGUGGGGUGGGCCCUCGGCAAGUGCCCGGGGAAGCCGGGCCUCAACGCCGGCCCUGCGUUCAGCUAAACUGCCUUAAAUGACCUGCAUCAUCGUUUCUGCGGGGUGGUUUAGUCGCUUUCAAAGCGCAUCCUGUCACCCGGACCACGCCUUUAAAUGGAUCGACCCCGGCCCGAUUCUGUGGCCCUGCUAGGAAUCUCGGGAGCCCUCCUGCACGCCCUGCCCAGGGGGAAGCGCCUCCAUUGCCCCCAGCAAUGGCUUCCCAGUGUAGAGAGAGAGCCGUAAAAGCAAGACUGGGCAGAGGCGGGUUUUGUGGCAGCCAAACGAGCCCAAGCAGUCAGGGUUGCAAACGGCUUUUGUCGCCACCUGAAAAUCCAGGCUUCGCCAAGGCUCAGUCCAGGCGAUGGCCCGCGUGUCCGAAACCCACUUCCAGCACCCUCACAGCUGAAGAGACGAGCUUGUGGAUUUCUCGGCACCAGCCCGUGUGGCUCACAACAUUGUGAUGUUCUCGAGAUGUGAAUGUCUGGAGGAGUUUGGAAAUGGUCUCUCAAACGUUUAAUAAGGCAGGGAGUAGAAGGGAACCAACUCACAGGUAGAAAGAAAAACCUUAAGGACAAGAAAUUGGGAGGGGAAAAACCAACACUUGCAGGCUUCUUUCCUAACCAACCUGUGCCUUUUAACAGCCGAACACAUUUACGCAACGGGAUCAGGAAUGAUCAAGUCAAAAUGUUCAUCAGCCAGUGAAAAUGUUGUACAGUGUUGUAAAUACUGUAUUUCUGUGUGCGUGCGUGUGUGUGUGUGUUGUUUUCUAAGAUACCAAUUUUCUGUAAUGUUUACAGCUGUGCACUUAAGUGUUUCACUAGAAGAGUGAUUCGUUGGCAUGCACAAGAAAAUUUGUUUUUGCAAAAACUAGGAGUUAUGUUAGCCCAAGUGGGUUCGGACGCAUUCCACAAUGUUUCUUCUCGGGUGGACAGAAACUAACAGGUUUGUUUUUUAAAGGAUCUGUACAAAAUACUGUUGUAACCAAAACUUAUUUCAUAUUUAAAGCUGGUUUCUAGAACUCAAAUGUAGUAAUGAUGUCAAAAAAUAUUAUUGUUUUUCUCUUGAAGUAUAUUUUGGAAAAACAUAGACAAAUGCUUCCAUUUUGUAUUCUUGUGUAUCAUUUUGAAUACCUUUUUUUAAAAAAAAUGCAGUUUGUUAAUGCUAUUUUAAACAUGGGGAACAAUCAUAUUAAAUUUGAGUGAUAAUCCUGACGGUUCAGGUAGAAAAACGUGGUGGAUCUACUUUUUCCUUUCUUGUAAAGAGUGACAUAAUCCACUGGCGACCAUCAUUUUUGCCAUGGGAAUGUUGCUUCUUGACAGCAACUCUCUUCCCCCAACAAAGCCAGUCUUCUGUCAGAGGAAGGGGACCUUCUGUGUCCGGUAACUCACUGCCCUUGUGGAAGUUUCCAAAAGAGAGUAGACAUUCAGCGAAACUGGGCAGGGACAGGAAGCACAAGUGCCUCAUACUUCCUGCUCUUCCAGACAUUAAAAGCCAUGUGCAGAAUGUCACAUAUGCAUGUCCCCUUCCCCAUCAGCCAUUUCCAAGUGGCGUGCGGCAAGAGAGCCGGCUUACGAGCACGUAAGCCAGAAGCACCCCCGCUUGGCAGACUAUUGUAGUGUCCAGAUUAAGUGUUCUGGUCCCCUUGCCUUCUUGCAGCCAUAUAUUGCUGACGCAGAUCAUUUUGCCACAGAGUGCUUAGGCAGAGCUGCAAAGCUGCACUUAAACAUAAUCAUUGACUGAAUUCAGAGUCUGCAGAGAAACAUCACUGCAAAGACCCCCCUGGGAAAUAUGUUUACCAAUACUUUUAGUACUGAGCACUGGGAAGCUACUUUCUUUCUUUUUGACAAGUUCAUUCUGCAAGUUAAACGGUGCAUAAUAAGGAGUUCUUUCUUGCAAAACAGUAACAAAUACUGGUUCAGGUUCACGUUUUAUUCUAAAUCUAUAUAUAAAUCUAUAUCGAUAUAAUUUUAUGUGUAACUAAAAGCUACAUGACUGUGGUUCCUGUAUUUUCGUCUAGGUGGGUCCUUUUCUUUAAGAAUAUUAACUCAUUGCUCCCCUGUAUUGGACUCGUUAAAGAAAUACUUCUGAUGAUUUGAAAUGUGGAUUUUCUGAUUUGCCAACACUGUGUUAUAAUAAAAGCGAUUCAUGCUGUCCAAAGAGUUUGCUUUCAUUUUGCAUCCACUCAGCAAACUUAAGUGUGCACAGAGGAGGAGGAAAUUGUGCCAGAUGAAUCACGUGUGUGGCGUGGCGGUGGCUGGCAGGUCAGGAUGGUUUUGGUGUGGUGAGUGUGAAUAUUCACUGGUGCCAUCGAGGGGGAAGAUGAGGGCACAGGCCAGGGCCCCCCACAAACCAAGGUGCUGGUGACAAGUGGCAGCGUUUGCCUUGUGUUCCUGUUUGUUUGUUUUUUAACUUUUCACAGCAGGUUUCCUGUGGAGGGAACUCCAGCCAAAGCCACCCUUUUAUUGGCUCAGCAUAUCCCUUUCCCGUGGGCAGGCUUGUCUGUUGAAAUUGCCCCAAGUGGCUUUUUCGCUGCAAAGAAAAAAAAGCCAGGCCCUCAUUACAUCUUCCCAGCAAGUAGGAAAACAACUACAGCCCAGGUGACCUCUAAUUUCUCUGUCAUCUCUCCGUGUGGCAGCCUUUGCUAAAAGCCAUAAGUCAACCCUAAUCUUGGAUCUUAUUUUGGCCUUCAGUCUCGUAACAUAUGAUCUUGUUGAAAAAAAUAUUUAAAGCGCUGGUUGUCUUUCCCACACAUUCAGGGGAACAGAGGACCUGUCUCUCUGCGAUUGAAUCUGAUUGGCAGCUAAAGUAGAUUUUGGAAGCAUGUUUCAUUAGAGCGAAAUAGAUGGUUAAUACCUGAAUCCUUUAAAAAGCUGCAUACUCCGAGUAAUUUCUUAAAACUGCACUGAAAAGGCAAAUGGGUAAUAGUUUUGAAUUAAUAUCGAUUUUAUGUUCACUUCUAAUCCAUUUGAGAUAGUAGUGAAAUUAGUUACUUUUUUCUGCUACAAUGGCUUGAACUAAGUGGAAUACAUUGGAAAUGCAGGAAAGUGACCCUAAAUUACAUUCUCAGCAAUAACCGACAUAGGGAACUGACUUAGCAGUUUUAUCAACAGAAAAAAACUACCAAGAAUACAUGGGGGAAUGAACACUUCUGCAGUAUCCUGUUAUAUGUUCCAUUAGGUGCUGAAAUUCCCCCGCUAGCCCUUUGUAAUACCUCUUACCAAGCUUCCAGUUUUAGUAAGCCUAGCCUGGCACUUGCCUCAAUCGAUCUGCUACUGCCUCCAUACCUUUACAAUUUCAAUUUCUAAAAAGUAAGGGCUAUUGUAUUGGUUAGGUUUUAAAAUGUGAUUGCUAUAUUUGAACGUGCCUUGGCUUCAUUUAGUAGAUAUUCCCCAGCUUUACAAGGAAAAGCUAAUGAACCGCCCAGAUCUUUAAAAAAGAUGGAAACAAACAAAAACAAAUCCUGACGAUAGUAACUUGGCGUACAACAAAUGAGAACAACAUAACUAUUCUAGAUAACUUUCCCCGCUUAUGGAUGUAUGCAGGAGUUUGUCUCUUUUGCUUCACAGGUUUGAACUGUUACACAGAUACUUAAGUUUCAUUGCUUGAUUUUACAUAUUUGCUCAUCUCAACAUCUGAAGCUUUGACAAAAUCUUGGAAAGUCUGCUGUUCCGUAACGGUUGCUGGUCGUACAGACACACACUGGAAAACCUUCCUUUUGGUAUCAUAGUUUCCCACACACCUGUGAACCUGACCUCGGAUUAAUCUUGCCAGCAGUAAGGAAUUCAGGAUUUUGGCCCCAUGGGAGUAACUUGGCCCUGGCAGAAAAUCUCCGACUGCCAGCUGCUCCCCCAGCAUUGCGUUUCCAACAGCGGGAAGCUUGCAGGCCUCAUGGAAAUCGACAGGGAGAGCAGACGUUCCUGGGCUCAGAAACCUAACCAAGAUUCUACGGAUGCAGGGCCUUCUCAGCCAACCAGGCACCCAGACCCAGCUGCUUUGGUCAGCCCACACGCAAAACUCUUCCACAUCCAACGCUUCAUCUUAGUGAACUUCUGAUUGAACGCUCUGAUCGACAUAACCAAGCCACAUUUUUGAUCGGCCCUGUUGGGACACUGGGAGUUAAACAUUCUUUGGACCAAGUCAUCCCACUCUGGAAAAUAACGACCUUGCCAAGCUUUAGUCCCCAACUGUGUUUAGAAAUGCAGCGUGUUUGUUCUCUGAGCGUUGUUUUUUCCCAGAGACAAACCUCCUGCAUGUUGAAUGAGCAAGUGCCUGAAGUUACUUCACAGAAUGACUUCUUGCCAGGUUGUACCAGUAGCUCCUGUACGAAGAGUCGCUCUCUUUGGAGGAACGCACGGCAAUGAGCUGUCAGGGGUAUUUCUGGUCAAAUACUGGCAGAAGAACAGAACGGAGAUCCAGAGACCAGGGCUGGAAGUGACACCUUUCAUUGCAAAUCCAAGAGCUGUAGAGCAGUGUUGCAGAUACAUUGACUGUGACCUGAACCGAGUGUUUGAUGCUGAAAGUCUAGGUCGGCGGUGUGCAGACAACGCUCCCUACGAAGUCAGGCGGGCGCAAGAGCUCAACCGCAUAUUUGGCCCGAAAGGGAGCCGUGAUGCCUACGACCUCAUUUUCGAUCUGCACAACACAACGGCUAACAUGGGUGGCACCCUCAUACUGGAAAACUCCCGGGACGAUUUUGCCCUUCAGAUGUGUCAUUAUAUUAAGGCGGCUUUGGCUCCAGAAACCUGCUCUAUCUUCCUUAUUGAACAUCCCAACCUGAAAUAUGCAACAACGCGGUCCGUAGCAAAACAUCCUCUUGGCAUUGAAGUUGGGCCUCAGCCCCAGGGGGUGCUCCGAGCCGACAUUCUGGACAAAAUGAGGCGGAUAGCCCGGCAUGGCCUUGACUUUGUGCACAUGUUCAAUGCAGGAAAACAAUUCCCUCCAUGCACCGUUGAGGCUUACAAAAUUACAGAGAAAGUUGACUAUCCCAGAAACAUGGAUAAUGAGAUCAUGGCCGCCAUUCACCCCAAGCUGCAGGAUCAAGACUGGCAUCCGCUAAACCCUGGCGAUCCUAUGUUUUUAACGCUUGAAGGAACAACUAUCCCAUACGAAGGCGAUGCCACAGUGUACCCAACCUUUGUGAACGAGGCUGCUUAUUACGAAAAGCAACAAGCGUUUGUCAAAACUGUAAAAGAAAAGCUGAGUGCAAGAGGCAUCAGAACCUUAGAACUGGAAUAAUUUGUCCGUUCCUUUUGAAAUCCGAGGGCUAGGUCUAUUGUGGACGUGUUUUGCCUUUCGAACCAAGGUGGCCGAAAUAUGGAGCUGUAACUCAGAAAUUGUAAGAAAUAUGUAACGUACAGGAAUAUGCAGAGCACUUUGAAAAUGAUAAUGCACUAGCCAAAAAAAAUAAUCCCAGGCAUUAGUAGCAUGAAUGUGUUUCAGCAUUCUUUUUACAAAUACUAAAACCUUUUCUUAAAAGCAUUUUUGAUAAUAUGGAAAUACAUUUUGUAUUUAAUGUGUUCUAUAAGGAGAGAGAAAAGGGCAAUGGAACAAUUUCAGCUUGUGAAGAUUUUAUGUCAACAGUAUUUUAUAUCAAGGAGGGGAUCCCACUGUUUGGACAAGCAACUGAUCUCUUUCUGUCUGCUAUGCAUUUCUUUCCCUGGACCACAGGGGGUUCCUGUACUUGUUGAUACCAACCUCCAGGAAUACCUUUCAUCCUUUAAAAAAAAAGAAGUUUAUUUAUUAGCAACUACUGCUAUUUAUUGGUGCUAUGUUUUAAUAACUGGAGCAAAGCAAUAUAAUUAAAUGCUAGUGAAAUGCA